AUGUCCCUUGUGUCCCUGGAGAAGAAGCUGCUGCGGGAGGAGGAGGAGGAGGCGGCGGCGCUGCGGGCGCGGGCCGGGCUCAGCAUCCCGCUGCUCCGCGAGGAGGAGGAGGAUCGGCGCCUGGCCGCGCUGCUCAGCCUGCGAGCCCCCGAUUCCUACGAGGAGAAGCAGCGGCUGAAGCGCUCCGAGAUCUCCCGGCGCUCCUGGUUCAGCCCCCGAGCGGCCGGGGGGGCUCUGCAGAAAUUGGGUCUGGGGGCUGCGCGGGCUCCCAAAGCCUCCCCGAGCCCCGCGACCCCCGCCGGGCUCGGCAUCGUGCGGCGGCGGGCGGCGGGGGAGGGGUCUCCGGUACCCCCGGAACCCUCCGAGGUACCCCCGGGACCCCCCGGUGCCGCCCCCGGCCCGUCGCUCGUCGCCGACUACUCGGAUUCGGGCUCCGACAGCCCCUGAGACGAGUUUUUUUUGGGGGGGACCCCCCUCCCCCAAAAAAAGAUCAACCCCCCUUCCCACAAUUGUAAUUUAUAGCCGCGAGCGGUUCGGAAUUAAAUCUGUC
Oenanthe melanoleuca is the source of this 550-nucleotide messenger RNA. It is a transcript of the gene YJU2B, whose product is annotated as YJU2 splicing factor homolog B. Bases 1 to 447 code for a protein of 148 amino acids. The transcript has 3 exons. Lineage: Eukaryota; Metazoa; Chordata; Aves; Passeriformes; Muscicapidae. The record is from RefSeq and is a predicted model, not a curated record.